This is a messenger RNA of Paramecium sonneborni, 4538 nucleotides long. Lineage: Eukaryota; Ciliophora; Oligohymenophorea; Peniculida; Parameciidae. The record is from the annotation of a GenBank genome assembly.
AUGGGAAAAGGGAAAUAAAAAGUAGAAUCAUCUGAAGAGGAAGAAGUAAGUGAUUAUUAGAAAGAUGGUUUUGUAGUUGAUUCUGAUGAAGAUAUUGAUGAGGAAGGAUAAGAAGUGUAAGUAUAAUGUAAAUAGUUAAAGGGCUGAUGAAUCAUAUGAUGCAGAAUUAUCAGAUGAUGAUAUAAUGUUAAUAAAUGAGAAUUAAAGGGAAUCAAAAUUAGGAAGAUUAUAGAGAAUAUAAAACGAUGAUGAGGAAGUGGAAUAGGAAGAGGAACAAGGAGAUCAACAGUAAGAGGCUUUUUCAGUAGAGGGAAUAGAUGAAAAUGAAUAGAAUGAAUUAAUAAAUAAAUUGUUUGAUCCUAGUUAGAGAGAGUUGGCAUUUUUGAAUUAAAUUGAUGAAGAGAUAUUAAAAUAAGAUGUGCCAGAAUCAAUAUAAUUAUCAUAUAUGAAAAUGACAAAUGGAUAAAUAUUAUAGAAUGCAAGAGAGGAAGCAUCAGAAUAAUAAUUGAAAUGGAUAGGAGAGAGAAUGUAUUCAUAGUUUGAUUUAAAAAACUUACCAGAUAUUUUGGUUGGAAUUAAACUGAUUUUAGAUUUUUAUAGAAAGGAGAAUUUAGACAUAAUGUAUAUAUAUACAUAUAAACGCCAUUUAAUAACAUAAGCAUUUUAAUUAGAACAUUACUGGAAAAUCAGAGAACUGGAUUAUGAAUGGGAAAAUUUUAGUAAUUUUAAGAAUAGAAUAUCUAAAUUAAUAGAUCAAAUAUCUGGAGAUUAUUAAAUAUAAAAAGAUACAGCUAAUAUUUACUUAUAGAAAGCAAAAGAGAUUGAAGAAUUAUAGGAUUUAAAAGAUUACAUAGAUUAUAUAAUGUUGAAAGAUAAUUGCAAAAAAAGAGUGUUUUUAGAAUAGGAAUUAUUGAGAGAGAAUUAGAAAUUACAAUAGAGAAUGAAUUCUGGUUAAUCAAUAGAGUAGGAAUAAGAAUUAUUGAAUAUAAAGAUUAAUAAUAUGUAGUAAGAAUUAUAGAAUUUAAGUUUGAAUACAAGGAAGAAACCUCAUUCAAAAGAGAAGGCAAUUUUGGAAUAUAUUAGAUAGAAAGUAGAUGAAACAGCAUUGAAAUUUUGUUACACAUCAGAUGAAUUCUUUAUUAAAUUAUAAGGAAGGAGUGUUUAAUUGGAUAGAAAGAUUAUUUAAGAUAAAGAAGAGUUAUUGAAUCACUAAUAAGAUAAUUCAGAAUCUAAAUUUUAUAAUUCUAGUACUGAAUAUAUCAAGUUAUUAUAAAAAUAUUUGAUGAUGGAAUUGUAUCAUCAUCCAUUUAUCAGAAACUUUAUUAGUCAAAUUUAUAGAGAACAUCUCCUUAUAUCUACUGAACCAACUUAAUUAGGUAAUAGGGAAAUUACUGCUGUAAGUUAUUUCUAUCCUGUUAAAAGAAUUAAAUAUAGAUAAUAUAAAUAUAUGGAAGAUUAAACUUGGAUGUAAUGUCUUAGAGCAGAAUAAUUAGGAUAUAUUUAAAUUAAUUUUACUAUUUCUAAAGAGAAAGAUCAUAAAAAAGAGAAAUUCCCAAGAGAUGAUAUUAUGGUAUUGUUAUAUGAUAAAUUUGUUAAAAUUGAUGAUAAAGAACCAGAAAGUAUUAUGAGAAUUAGAGAUCUCAUUCUUAGAGGUAUCUUAUAAGAAAUAUGGUAUCCUAUUCUAGAAGGAUAAAUUAAAUAUAAAUUAUAAUUAGUCUCUUCUAAACAUAUUAUUAAAAUGUGUUAAUAGAAAUUUAAAUAACUAAUUAAUAAAUAACCUCAUAAUAAUGAAGUUGCAAAUAAUUAAUAAAUCUAAUCAACUAAUAAUCCAGAUGUUAAAAUUAUGUCCCUUGUUAUUGGUUUAGAAUAAACUGAUGUUAAAGUACUUAAAGCUUAUUCUCAAGAUUGUUCAAUCUAAAAAAAAUAUAUUGGAAUGUCAAUUAUUGAUUAUAAAGGAGAAUAAUAAACUUUAUAAAUAUUUAAUUAUUUAGCAUAAGAUGAAAGAAGAUCUGAUAUGAUAGAAUAAAUUAGAAAAGAAUAAGCAUUACUUGAUAAUUUCUUUGAAAAAUAUAAACCAGAUCUUGUUGUUAUAUCAGCAAAUCAUUCUGAUUGUUUAAGAUUAAGAGUUGAUUUACGUAAAAAAUAUUAAUAAACAUCAUCUGUUUGGAUAACAUUAGCAGAUUCAUAAAUCUCUAGAAUUUACAGUAUGAGUGAAAAGAGUAAUUCUUAAUUACCAGAUAUUCCGCCCAUACUUAAGGAAGCUAUAUCUUUAGCAAGAUAUAAACUUAAUCCAAUGGCUGAAGUUCUUAAUUUGUGGAGUGAUUCUAUUGAUAAAAAUGGAUGUUUACAUUUAAAUUUACAUCCUUUAUAAUCAAUGGUGAGUUAAUAGUCUUUAUUAGAUGCACUUAAAUAGACCGCUACUGAAAUUGUAAAUUAAGUUGGAGUUGAUUUAGUUGAUUGUGCUUUGCAUAAACAUUUAGCAGAUCAAAUUUAAUUUGUUAAUGGCCUUGGAAGAAGAUAAGCAUAACAUUUAUUGAGUAUGGUUAAAGGUUUAUUGAGUAAGAGUUUAUUUAAUAAUAAUUACGAAGAUGAAAGACUCAUUUAUUAAAAAUUAGAAUAAGAUUAAAAGGAAUAUAUUUAAAUCUAAAGAUAGGAUAUUCUUAAGACUUAGAUUCUUAAAAAAGUAGUAUUUAAAAAUGUUUAAGGAUUUAUUAAAAUAUAGAGAGGUAUUCAACCUUUGGAUAUAACAAGAUUAUAAAUUAAAAUGUAUUCAGAUGCUGUUCAUAUAGCUAAAUGUGCAUUAGAAGUUGGUGGAAGAGAUGAUAAAUAAAAUACUAUUGUAAGAUAAUUAAUGAGUUAACCUUAAAAAAUGGAAGAUCUUCAAUUAGAAGAUUGGGCUAAAUAAAGAGAAUAAAAAGAUGGAACUGAAAAAUUCACUUUAGUAGCUUAAUUUAUGAAAGAAGAAUUAACAAAUCCCUUUUUAUAUAAAUUUGAUACUGCCAACAAAGAAAUGAGUAAUUCUGAAAUAUUUUAUGCUAUAACUUAAGAAUCACCAUAUACAUUCCGUAAGAAUAGUAUAGUUUAAGGUUAAAUAACUAAAAAACUUGAAAGUAAAGAUAAGAGUAAGGACAGUGAUAAAUUGUUAAUAAAACUUUCAGAUAAUGGUUUAUGUGGUACUCUUCGAAAAGAAGAUAUGUUAUAAUAAGAAUUUGGUAUUGGAUAAAUUAUUAAAGCAUUUGUAAAAAGAAUACCUGCAACAGAAAAUAAUAAUAAAAAUGAGAGUAUAAAUAUACUAAUAAUUGAAUUAUCCUUAAAAGCGGAUUGGCAAAGAUGGGAUUAAGAAUAUCUUAAACCACCUAAAUAUGAUCCUUGGCCUUAUACAAAUAUUUGUUAUGAUGAUUAUUGUAACAAAGUUAUAUAAACAUUUGAUUAAAGUAAAUUUAAAGAAUUUGAUUAAUCUACUAUACCGUUAGAUUAAAUGCCAAAUAAAUAAAAACAAUAAUAAAAAUUAAUUCUUAGAAAUAUUAAUCAUCCUAAGUUUAAAUAAGUAUUACUUAAAGGUGCUCUCGAAUAUAUUGAAAGUUAACCUAUUGGAGAAUAUAUUAUUAGACCUAAUCAAAGACUUAGAGAUCAUUUAACUAUUACCUGGAAAUUCCAUGAAGGUGUUAUUGCUCAUCUCUAUGUUUAAGAAUUGAAAUCUGCUUAAAGUUAUAGACCUUAACUUGUUUUGAAUGGCAAAACUUAUGAAUCUUUUGAUGAAAUCUAUGAAAACUAUAUUACACCUUGUAAUCUACAUAUGGAAGCUGUUGUUAAUAAUAAAAAAUUCUAUAAUUUUAAAAUGGAUUAAUUAGAAAAAAAACUUAGAGAAGACAAAGAAAGAGAUGAAGAAAUUAUACCUUAUGGAUUUUGUGUUACUGAUAAAGCACCAUAAUAUAUUGUACUUAUGUACAUGAAAUAAAAACAUAAAGUUGAAAAAGAAUAUAUCAAAGUUAAACCUGAAGGUCUUAGUUUUCAUUCUGUUAUGUAAAAUAAUCUCAAAGAUUUAAUCUUAUGGUUUAAAAAAAACUUUAGAACAUAAGAAUAUAAAGAUUAUGUUAAAAGAACUAAACCACCAAUUCCAGAGGCUAAUGAUAGAAUAAAACAAUUAAAUUACUAAUGGGAAGUCAAAAAAGAAAAAACUAAAGAAGAAAAAGUCAAAAAUGAAGAUUCUUCCUGUAAUUUAUAUUUCUUAUUAUUAUUUUUUUAGAUAAUAUUAAUUGUUCCAAAUGUAAUAAGCGUGGACAUAAUGCAAAUGAAUGUAAAUAAACUAGAGACUAAUCCAGAACAACAGGAAGAGACUCUAAAAGUAAAUUUUAAUUCUAUUAAUUUUCUUAGUGGAAUGUCAUAAUUGUUAAUAAAAUGGACAUAUCAAAAAAUUUUGCCCUAAAUUAAUUAAUUCUAGAAGAGAUAGAAGUAAUAGUAGGGAUAGAGAAAAAAUUUCUACUAAAAAGAAUCAGCUCCAAACUAAAAUUGAAGACAAACAACAAAUGGAUUGGUGA